AUGGAUCCGAACGGUGAGGAUGGACCUCGUAAAGUGGAGAUUGCAGAAGUCGAUGUGGAUUUCGGUUUAAGGGUGAGGUCCCAAUCCGAACUUUUUGGCAGCACGGAGAACCCCGUGGUCCCUCCGCCUUUACAGCCUCCAUUAGCAAGCACGAUUCUUGCUGGGCUAUAUGGUCCUCCACCUGGAUCACAUGGAAACGAUUCCGCUGGGCCGAGUGCCCCUACGCAUGCGGUUGACCAGACUCAAGACGCUGAGAGGAUUCAGCGUUUGCAAGAGGAGGAGUUCCAGAGGAGGCUGAGGGGAGAGUAUGAGAAUGCGCAGAGGAGAUUAGGGGAUGUGGUAUCUGGCAACAUGGACCGCCCGCUCCGUCUCACUUCCAUCAGACUUGUCCCUCCUCCUCCAACUACACGAACAAACUUUCUCGCUUCUCUCAUCAGCCCUUUUCUCGCCCCUCCAUCACCGCAUCUCCCUCCAUGGCUUCAUGUCGCUCCUCCUCCGCCCCGCACCUUGCACGAAGUGUUAUUGACAACUCGAGCAAUGAUGCAACACAUUGACAAGUUUGGUGUUUUCGAUAUGGAAAAGAGCGGGGUGAGGCUGGAAAAUCGUAGAGGUGGAGACGAUGAUGAGGUCGAGCUGGUUCUGAGUCUAAGAGAGAGGAGCAGGUUGUUCUUGAAAGCUGGGACCGAAGUUGGUGGAGGCGAAGGAGGAGGGAACAUUACAGCUAGGCUGCGAAACGCACUUGGAGGCGGAGAAACUUUGGAAGGUCAAGCCUCUAUAGGCACGAAGACCAAGUCGGCUUACCAGGCAUCCUUAACCACACCCCUGUUUGCCUCGCCAUUACUCUCGUUUGCGCUCUCAGCCUUUUCAUUUGACAGGGACAAUUCUGCGUUUGCCUCACAUCGUGAACAAGCUUCUGGAGGUCGAGCAAAGCUCAGUGCCAUCGAGCCGUAUGGCCUUCAUGAUCUCACCUACGAGUAUAUCAAAAGGGAUAUCAAUCAUCUCAGUCCCGAGGCUUCCAUCUCAGUUCGUCAAUUGGCGAGGGAAUCGACAAAGUCUUCACUAUCGCAUACCUUUACUUCGGACACCAGGGAUGACCCCUGGUUGGGCACGUCGGGACGACUGCUCAAAAUCACUCAUGAAUACGCUGGUCUCCCUGGAUCUUCUUCCUCGGUCCGUUUCUUCAAAUCACUAUCACAAUCCCAAUUCUCUAGGGCUCUCUUCGAAGGCUCAAAUAUUACCUAUUCUCUAAGCUCACUCACAUCUAUCCUCUAUCCCUUGGGUCCCCGGUCCCGGCCAACAGAACUCCCUGAUCGGUUGUUCCUCGGUGGUCCCAAUUCUCUUCGAGGAUGGAGAGUUGGCGGCAUGGGAUUACGCGACGGUCCAGAUUCAUUAGGUGGUGAAUUAUCAUGGGGUGGGGGAUUGAGUGUCUUUGCUCCGAUCUGGCCAGGGAAAGGAUACUGGCCAGUGAGGGGUCACGGUUCUUUGAACGUUGGGAAAGUCGUGGGAUACGACAGAGAUCGGACAUUUGGAGAUAACAUGAUGAGAAUGUACAGGAAUCCCAAUGUGUCUGUAGGCCUCGGCCUGAUGUAUAGGCUUGAUCCGAUUCGUGUAGAAGUCAACUUUUCAAUGCCACUCAUCGGUCGGAAGGGUGAAAGGACAGCGCGUGGUUUCGGCGUCGGAGUAGGCAUCGAAUUCCUGUAG
This is a messenger RNA of Kockovaella imperatae, 1701 nucleotides long. Its product is annotated as surface antigen-domain-containing protein. The record is from RefSeq and is a predicted model, not a curated record. Gene Ontology annotation, cellular component: outer membrane; SAM complex. Bases 1 to 1701 code for a protein of 566 amino acids. Lineage: Eukaryota; Fungi; Basidiomycota; Tremellomycetes; Tremellales; Cuniculitremaceae. The transcript is spliced from 11 exons. Gene Ontology annotation, biological process: protein insertion into mitochondrial outer membrane.